GUCGGGUGACAGUGUGAAGACGGUGAGGGUUGAUGUGGCUAAGCAUGCGCACUUGAACUUCGUGGCACACGAGGGUGAUCAGUCAGCCAGUCUGAUGGGACUUCUGUCGGAUGCACGGUCGUGUGGAAAGAAGGAGCUGACAGCUCGGUGUGUUGGAGGGGGUUUGCUCCUGGACAAAUGGAGGGUGAUCAAAAAAUGCUUUGGGGGUCAAUUGUCAAGACUGAUUUUGGAAUUGGAGCAUUGAAGAAGAACCGUGGUUGGCUGGCAAACGGCAUAACUUUGAAAUUUCGUACCAUCUCGUAUUUUUGUUCUACUCUGCUAUGUAUGAAACCCACCCUGCUAGAUUUCCUACAGAACCCUCCGUCUCGAAAGCGUCUAUCGGGAUGGGACCUUGAAAAGAUGGUAGGCCUCUACAGUGCCAUCAGUUUUAAGGAAAAGAGGACUAGGUACGCUCUUCGCUACGUUCUUUCCAGUGCUGUUCGCAGGAAAUUUGGAUUCAAUGUACGCUCUCGUCUAGUUGUGCGCAUUACUUAUGACGACUGUCUCUGCAAGAGUGCAAUUAGGACCAUGUGCUGCGAAUUGGUGGACAAGUUGGACUUGCCGGGGUGUAUGAAGGAUAUGGUGGUGAGGCGAAUGCGGGUGGUGUGGGUCAAGAAACGGAGUGUUGGUGAUGUUUUGUUCAACUUCCGAUUUUCGUCCAGGCAGCUAGAGUUGUCGUGUCAAUGUGCUGAGGCUGAUGAGGUUUUUCCGCGUGUAAAGGGGCACGCCUAUUUUCGUAUGGCUGAGGUUGACUUCGUUCCGAUUGCUCUGAAAAACUAUCGCAAUAUCCCCAGUCCGUCACAUGUCACCUCUCGCCGCAACUUGGUGAGGCAGGUGAUUACUUCGUUUGGCCUGUCUAGCCUGUUACCUACCCUGCAUGAGGAUGCUUUUGAUAAAGGCACGAUUGACUGCUGCUUCAACAAGACGGUGAGGAGGGACAGCCCGGUCUCGCAGAGUAUCGAUACGGUGUUGAGAUGGAGGGAAAAGUUUGGGGAGUUGGUGAGAUGUCCUAUCGAUCACAAUGCUGGUGAUUCCCUUGUCUGUUGUCAUGUGAUCUAUCAGAGUGGUAUGAACAAGUUGUUCUUGCGUAACCCAGGCUUCGUGAUACGUGAAGAUGAGGAUGAGGUGAUCCGUGGGUGUGCUUUAAGAUACAAGGAGGGGAAGUUUGAUCGGCUGGGUAAAUGGAACCGUGCGGGGAGCUUGGGGCAGGCAUAUUCGAUCUCGAAGCACAAAGAUAUCACUAAGUGGCAUCCCAUUUGCCCGACGCACUCUGAGUGUGGGGUGUCAGCCAGCAAGAAGAUUGCUCGAGCGAUUAACCAACUGCUGUGGGAGUUGCUGUGCGAGACGAACUUCAACCUGCGGAGCAUGGCGGAUUUGGUUUUGUCCCUACGUGAGAUUAAUGGGGAGCUAAAGCAAGGUGAACGAUUUCUCAGCAUGGUGUUUGACAUCAAAGAGAUGUUUUGUAAUUUGCCACAUGAAUCUAUCCUGAGAGCCGUCCGGUGGGUUGUUGACUUCUGGGAAAUCCGAGGCUGCAAAGGCGUGCUGAUAAGGAGGAAGGGGACAGGUGCGAAACUCCAAUUUGUGGAAUCCGUUAUUGGCUGGAGAUCGGUUUCUUUUGAGACCAUCUAUGCUUUUGUAGAGUUCGAUUUAAGGUGCACGUUCUUCAAAGCUUCUGGUCAAGUCCUGCGGCAGAAGGUAGGCAUUCCGAUGGGGAAGUCGUCUAGUCCGGCAUUGGCGUGUCUGCUGUGCUCCUUCAACGAAUUUUUGUUCCUGUCCUCUCUCGGUAGUGAUAGGAGACUGGUGGGUGGGGUUCGAAUGGUGGACGACGUGUCAAUCAUGGUUAGAUACAAACAGGGUGAUUGGACAUCUAUGCGGGAUGCAGAGUCUAUUCUGGUGGAAUUCGAAUCCUGCUACGAUAGUAAUCUAAUCUUGGAGCGCACCAGUGAUGCUGACUGCUGGGAUUUUCUCGGCUGUAUUCUAAAGACUCUGGAAUGGCCUUGGGGUAUUCAGUGUGUCGCUUUGCACAAAAAUCAGCGAAGAUACAACGAGGACGGCUUGCGAUUCCAGAACCUGCAGGACUUCGAUUCGUUCUGCAGCCGGCAGCAAAAGAAGGCGGUGAUCGGCUCUUGCCUGCACAGAGCCAAGGCACUCACAACAAUGCAGGGUACGGAGGUGGCCUUUCUAUUCACCUUAAAGGUUGAGCUCAGAAAGAGGAACUUCCCUGACGCAUAUUUUGAUGAUGUUCUACACAACUUCUCAGGGAAGCUUGGGGGAAUCUGGGCCGACUGGGUGCAUUGUUUGACGGGGUGGGAACAGCUAUCGAGACUGGGAACAAAAAGGUACCCUGGCAGGGGGGUGCAUCAUGUGAGAGGCAGAGGGCCUGUGGAAAUCUCGUAGGGAGUCCGGCAUGAUAUUCGGCAUGUAGGGGUAUAUGAAUAGUUUUCAGAGAACUCACCAUGAGAUGUG
Molecule: messenger RNA, 2505 nt
Organism: Chara braunii
Lineage: Eukaryota; Viridiplantae; Streptophyta; Charophyceae; Charales; Characeae
Source: the annotation of a GenBank genome assembly